CUUUUCCGUCUCUGCUCACUCAGCGGUGCGCACAAGCUCUGGCGAAAGGACUUUUGGAGAAGUGUCGAACAAGGGCUGGUCGGCCGACGACGUGACUGAAACGCCAACGAUUGGAGAACGCAGCUCCACGACGAACAAACAUGAAUCCAACAUAUUGUCCAGCAUACGUGAGCGAUGAAGGGUGCCCCAGGGGACUCAGGUGUCGCAAACGCCACGAUAUCCAACGAUGUUCGUGUGGUUUGGUACUCCUAACAAAGUACUUUAUACCCCAUGUUCGUGGGCGACGACACCGCACACUUUUUCGCCAGAUGAAGGAGGCGCAGGGUCGAGCAGCAGGCCAAAAUACGGGGGCAGCGGCCGAUCCCCAAGCUGUACGCCGCUGCGACCGAUGUCCGCGCACGGUCCCAGAACGCUGGUGGAUGUCGCACCAAGAGUAUCAUGCCAGACAGGAUAAACGCACUGCCUAUCAGGCUGCAAUGGAACAAGCCGAAAACGACAAAGAGGGAAUCGUUGUCACAGGAAAGGAUGGGAUUGAUUUUGGCGUGUUGGAUGCGGAUAGCGCUGUGGAGGUGACUGUGACUAUUGAGAACACGACUGCAGAGUACGCCUUCUCGGUGAAAGCGUGCAGGAUGCGGUCUUCUACACGUGGAGAUGAACACGGGAAGAUGUUUUCUGCGCGUUUGAAGGGAAAAUCCAAGGGUAUCAGAGCUGGAUCCUCACGAACGCUCUCCAUCGUCUUCCACCCAGGCUACGCCGGGAAGUACGAGGACACACUCGAGCUGUUGUUCUGGCACCUGGACCUGCGUCGCUCCUUCGUCAUCACCCGCCGCGUUACCGCAACUGUCGGAGACCAGGAAGACCAUGAGCUCCUCCGCGCGAAAGCACCUUACACGGGGCCCAAAGAAACGCCUAGGUUCCGCCCCGAUGGGACCAAGAUUAUCCCAAGCUUACGACCCCCAACUUGGACGAAGACCAAUUGGACCGACAGACUCCCGGAAUACAAGGUCCCACAGAAGAUCAUCGAUGUCGCGUUCAACCCGAAGAUUAGGAACCAGAAUGCUAUACGGAAUAAUUACUACUGUACUUGGAGGAAGAACGGACAAGGCAAGUUUUCGCCAUUCAUUUCGAAAUAUGAUCGUCUUACCAUCGAGUACAGGCAAGAUCUAGACCGGUAUGCCCUUGAAGACGUGGAGAUCAAGCCCAAUUAUCCUCGCUAUGAACUCAAAGUACCAGGUCUCGCAGAAAACAGACCUUCCGUCCUCGUCGGUGAUUUUAUCCUCGUCAGCGAAUCCAAUCCCGCCAUCGCUUUCGAGAAUCGAACAUGGUACGAAGGCAGGGUCCACGAAGUCCGCAUGGAUGAAGUUGUCUUGCGCUUCGGUGACGGCUUCAACACCUAUAGAGGUAAUCGAUUCGACGUCCGUUUCGUCCUCAACCGUCUGCCGUAUCGACGAAUGCACCACGCCCUCGUCAACUCGUUCGCGCCUAGACGCAUUCUUUUCCCCGGCCCACAGGACAUUUUAGGUCUGAAGAGGGUGACUGCGCAACAGAAGGCGGCGAUUGUGCCGUAUUACCGCCAGCUCAAAGAUGAUGACGAGCAGUUGGAAACGGUCACUGCGAUCUUGCAUCAGAAUCCUGGAAGUGCUCCUUUCAUCGUCUUUGGACCGCCUGGUACAGGGAAGACGGUGACCAUCAUCGAGGCCAUGAAGCAGCUCCUGGACAAAGAUCCGAACGUCCGCAUCCUAGCUUGUGCGCCAAGCAACUCGGCCGCCGACCUCCUCGCCCAAAAGCUGGCCGACCGCGGGCCCAAAGUCGUCUUCCGACUCAACUCUCUCACCCGAAAGGUCUCCGACCUCCCCAAGAACCUGAAAGAGUUCUCUCGUAUCAACGAAAACACGGUGUUCGCUGUCCCGCCUGUGGAGGAACUGCUCCAGUAUCGCGUGGUUGUGGCUACCUGUCUAUCAGGUGGUGUUCCUGCGAGUCUGGGGGUGAAGAGAGGGCAUUAUAGCCAUAUCUUCAUCGAUGAGGCGGGGCAGGGUAAGGAGCCAGAAGUGAUCUUCCCCAUUAAGAGUUUGGCGGGCCCGAAGACGAACAUCAUUUUGGCGGGAGACAAUCAACAACUCGGUCCGAUUGUUCAGUGUAACAUUGCUGCUGGAUUAGGUUUGAAGACGAGCUAUUUGGCGAGGCUGAUGGACCGGGAUGUUUACAAUCUCGAUAAUGGUGGACGUGGUAUCACGAUCGUCAAGUUGGUCAAGAACUUUAGGUCCCAUCCCGCCAUCCUCGAGUUCUCCAACGACCAUUUCUAUAGUUCUGAACUCCAGCCAUGUGGUGAUCGAGCGAUGAUCUGCAGUUUGGAGACCUUUGAAGAGUUGCCGAAGAAACGGUUCCCGCUUAUCUUCCAUGGUAUUGUGGGCAAGGAUCAGCGAGAAGCGUCAUCGCCCUCGUUCUUCAAUGUCGAAGAGGCCUCUCAGGUCAAGAAGUAUUGCAAAGCUUUGUUGGAUAAUAGGAAGCUUAGAUUGACUGCUGAGCACAUUGGUAUUAUCACGCCUUACCAUGCUCAACGUUGCAAGAUCCUGGACUUGCUCCAUAAAGAAGUCAAGAUGAGGGACAUCAAAGUCGGAAGUGUGGAAGAGUUCCAAGGACAGGAGCGGCGCAUCAUUAUCAUGUCUACUGUCCGGAGCAACACCGAAUACGUUUCUUCCGAUAUCACUCGUUCUCUGGGAUUCGUAGCCAACAGUCGUCGUAUGAAUGUCGCAAUCACGCGAGCGCAAGCCCUGCUCGUCGUCAUCGGCAAUCCCAUCGUACUCUCCCUCGACCCGCUCUGGCGGUCCUUCCUCGGUUUCAUCCACACCCGUGGCGGCUGGAGAGGAAAGCAAAUCGACUGGAACCCCGUUGAUCUGGAGUCCAGUUUGGCGGGCACCUCGUUCGAGGCGAGACGUAGGACGGAGGCAGAGCGAGAGAUGGAGGAGACGAUUCAAAGGUUGAAGGCGCUUAUUGUUCAGAGGCAUGAAGAUUCGGAUGUUGAGUUGGAUUUGGAGGAUUCGGAUGAUGAGGAAGGGGAGUAUGCGACGGCGUUUGAGAGGCCGAUAUUGCGCGAGGCUGAGUAGAUUCAGAAGCUGUAUCAUAGUGUCAUGUGGGUUUCAUUCAGUUUGUACCACGAUUUCCGUUCGUCAAGUCAAUCAUGAGCAUCUC
Molecule: messenger RNA, 3189 nt
Organism: Coprinopsis cinerea okayama7#130
Lineage: Eukaryota; Fungi; Basidiomycota; Agaricomycetes; Agaricales; Psathyrellaceae
Product: RNA helicase
Exons: 10
Coding region: 309-3104 (931 amino acids)
Molecular function (GO): RNA binding; 5'-3' RNA helicase activity
Source: RefSeq, a predicted model, not a curated record